GAGUGAUUUUCCUGUUUUACGCGCAGUAACAGUUGAAUAUUAAAGCUAGCAAGAUGGAAAAACUAAACACUCUUGUGGCUCUGCGGCACUUGUACAGAUUUUGGAAGAUAUUGUGUGUACUACCAUGGUCCAAUUUUAAAAACAUGUCGAAAAUUUGGUUAGGUUUUAUAUUUUUCAUAAACAUAACAAUGGUAAUGGGCCUUAUAUUUGAUUUUAUAUUAUAUGUAAACUGGGAACACGUGUUACAUAAUAGCCCAUUCUAUUUCGGAGCCCCAGUGGAUACUGCGAAAUACUUUCUAAUUUUUUUCAUGCGACAAAAACUGUGGAAACUAAAAGAUUUAUUCCGUCAAUUAGAUGAAAGCAUUACUUCAGAGGAAGAUAAACUGUUUCUGAUGAUGACAAUAAAAAAAGUGCAACGAAUAUUCGUUGCUUAUAACGUUAUUAUGUGGAUAAGUGUCUACAGCCGGAUAGUAACUUUCUUGCAAACUCAUGGAGAAAUUCCCAUGUUACCAAUGUGGUUCCCAUUUGAAGGGAAGUUAGUGGUAUUUUUCUACCAAUUUUCUUGUUGGCAUUUUCUGGGAUUUCAAAAUGGUUCCAGUGACAUAUAUGCACCAUGCUUUUUCAUCUUAUUGAACUCACAUUUGAAGAUCCUAACUCGCAGAUUGUCCAAAGUUGGAAAUGACUCGAAAGAAAGUGAUAACAGUUAUUUGGAUCUUGUAGCUUGCAUUGAAAGUCAUCUUAUAAUUCUAAGAAUUCAUAAUAUUCUCAAAGUUAUAAUCUCGAGAACAGUUCUGAUUCAAAUUGUUAUAAUAAGCAUUUCAAUAUGUGUUAAUAUUCUGUCGAUCGCGUUAUUGGCCCUAUCACACGCAGAAAUAAUCUUUUUGCUUACAUAUUCAUGUAUGAUCAUUCUGGAGAUAUUACCAAUUUGCUACUAUGGAGACCAAUUCUUAGAUUUUAGCCGAAAGUUUGCAGAAACGGCCUACGGUACUGAUUGGAUCUUUCAACGACGAAAUUUUCGCGUUGCCAUCAUGUUGAUAAUUCAAAAAUCUCAGAACCCGGAUCCGAUUCUUGCUGGCGGUAUUAUUCCAAUUUUGUUGCCCACAUUCCUAUCUGUGUUACGCCUCGCCUAUUCACUUUCGGCGAUAUUUUUUAAUAGGCUCUACUAACUCACAUGUAAACAUACAAUGUUAUGGUAUAUAAGCUUAACUAACAUAUUAUUAUAGUUGUUUGCAAUAA
This is a messenger RNA of Hermetia illucens (black soldier fly), 1236 nucleotides long. RefSeq names its product odorant receptor 33b-like. The record is from RefSeq and is a predicted model, not a curated record. Lineage: Eukaryota; Metazoa; Arthropoda; Insecta; Diptera; Stratiomyidae. Gene Ontology annotation, molecular function: olfactory receptor activity; odorant binding. Gene Ontology annotation, cellular component: plasma membrane. The transcript is spliced from 3 exons. Bases 54 to 1166 code for a protein of 370 amino acids. Gene Ontology annotation, biological process: sensory perception of smell; detection of chemical stimulus involved in sensory perception of smell.